This is a messenger RNA of Phytophthora sojae, 435 nucleotides long. RefSeq lists its product as hypothetical. The record is from RefSeq and is a predicted model, not a curated record. The transcript has a single exon. The annotation marks the transcript as partial. Lineage: Eukaryota; Oomycota; Peronosporomycetes; Peronosporales; Peronosporaceae.
UGCUGUCGAAAUGACUUGAUCCGCGUUCCGCCGUCUCACGCAGCCCCCUCAGUGCUUCUUCAACUGUUCGACAACGCGGCGUUUAUGCGUUCGAUUCGUGCAUACAACAACGUCUUCGCGUUCACGUCGAUGGGCGCUUCACGGUCGCGCUCUCUCACUGUAGAUCACAGUGUGUGUCGGGAUGGUGUGUACAACUUCCGCGUUAUGGGCUCGGUUUGCCAUCGAAUUGGGUCAUUAUUGCCGUCAGAGAGCGGGAGGUCAAUGUACGCACAGGUCUACAUCAACGAUCCGGAUAUGAAUGCGCGUGUGACAAGUCGGAUGCAGAUGACAGACGGUUUGGAUCAAGCGGUUUUGGAAAAGAUCGAUGAAAUUAUGGAAAGACACAACCCUUACGCGCAACAGUUUCUUCACGCGCGAAGUAUAUUGGUUCAGCGG